Molecule: messenger RNA, 1047 nt
Organism: Carassius gibelio (silver crucian carp)
Lineage: Eukaryota; Metazoa; Chordata; Actinopteri; Cypriniformes; Cyprinidae
Gene: pam16
Product: presequence translocase associated motor 16
Exons: 5
Coding region: 165-545 (126 amino acids)
Biological process (GO): protein import into mitochondrial matrix
Cellular component (GO): TIM23 mitochondrial import inner membrane translocase complex
Source: RefSeq, a predicted model, not a curated record
GAUUGGACGCGAGCAGCUCGUGAAUGUGCUCCAGCCAGCAGGGGUCAGUGUGUGUGGUGCGUGUUCGUCUCGUUUCUUCGCCGCUUCCAUCAACCUUGAUGGAGUUACACGUGAAAACAUUUGUCCUAAACUGAGCGAUUUAACAUCAUCAAAACAGAUCAGUCAUGGCCAAGUACCUGGCUCAGAUCAUUGUGAUGGGGGCUCAGGUGGUCGGACGAGCUUUUGCAAGAGCUUUACGUCAAGAAUUUGCAGCCAGUCAGGCGGCUGCUGAGGCUCGGGGGGGAGCGGGAAGACAGUCCGCCGCUGCGUCUAGUUUCACAGGAAUGACUUUACAAGAAGCCCAACAGAUCCUGAACAUCUCCACAUUAACACCAGAGGAGAUCCAGAAGAAUUAUGAGCAUUUGUUUAAAGUCAAUGACAAAGCGGUCGGCGGUUCAUUCUAUCUUCAAUCAAAGGUGGUUCGGGCUAAAGAGCGUCUGGAUGAAGAACUGUCCAUUCAACAGCAGCACCAAACCAAACCACCAGAGCAGCAGCAGCAGACAUGAGCUCCAUCCUCACACGCCUCUUCUGGAACUAUGACCCACACCCACAAUAAAACCUCACCUUUUUUUGUACGUUGAAAUGUCACUCAUUGCUUUAUUCGUCCGUCAGAGUGGAGGAGUAUUUUCUGGAUAUUAUUUUUCUCCCGAGGUCUUGUUGGAGUUCACGGAACUUUCGAACGCGUUUAAAAACGUACAUUACUCCUUCAGACGUUUUGAAGGAAGUCUGUCAUUCUCAUCAAGGCUGCAUUUAUUUGAUUAGAAAUACUGUAAGAUCAGUAAUAUUGUGAAAUAUUGGUACAAUUCAAAAUAUCUGUUUUUCUAGUUGAAUAUAUUUAAAAAUCUAAUUUUAUUCCUGUGAUGUCUUCAGCGUCACAUGAUCCUUCAGAAAUCAUUCUGAUAUGAUUAUUUGUUGCUUAAGAAAUAGAAAACCUUUGUUUUAAUGUAUUUACUGUCAUAUUUUUGAUCAAUUUAAUGCAUCCUUGCUGAAUAAAAGUCAUCUUUUUUC